Juglans microcarpa x Juglans regia is the source of this 1417-nucleotide messenger RNA. RefSeq lists its product as uncharacterized. The transcript is spliced from 2 exons. NCBI's taxonomy places the organism in Eukaryota, Viridiplantae, Streptophyta, Magnoliopsida, Fagales, Juglandaceae. The record is from RefSeq and is a predicted model, not a curated record. The coding region runs from base 577 to 1284 and encodes 235 amino acids.
UAUGAACCAAGGGGAGAAUGUGGUGUGAACCAAAGCUUUUUCACUAGUGGAGUUGAUGGAUUAUCGGUUUUAGUUUUCUUUAAGGUGAAUACAGUUCAAGGCACACUUGUGGAGACUUGGCGUCUGAUUCGAGAUACAUUGAUAGACCCAUCAUUUAAUCAUCAAUAUUGGUAUUCAAGGUUGCAACUGGAAAUGUUUCUUUUGAGAUCAUCCCAUGUGGCGUAUACAGAAAUAAAUGAAAUGCUCUCUACUCUUGGAGAUCCAUUUACUCGGAUUAUCAGCCUAGAGGAAUAUCAAAGUCUUAGAAGUGGAAGUGAUGUGAAUUUGCAAGGAGUUGGCCUUCUCAUAAAUGCUAAGCCAAGAACUGGCCCCUGGUUUGUUUUGGCUUGUAUAGAGGGUAGCCCACCUGCUCGUGCUGGCAUUCAUGAAGGAGAUGAGUUGAUUGAGAUUAAUGGGGAGAGGCUUGAUGGCCGUGACAGUGAAAUUGCAGCAUAGAAGCUUAGUAGGUGUGUUGGAGCAACCGUUGCAGUUAAAGUCCACAAUAGGAAGAUUUUGAUUUUCCUAGAUUUUAUUACCAUGCACAAAAGAACCAUUAAUUCCCUAUUAAAGGUUCAAUACCUGGAUCUUCUCAUAUUUCUUCUAUUACUGCUCAAGAACCAGCCCAAAAGCCCACACAGGAGAACUGGUGUAAGAGCUUCUAAUUUGCUUCAGGUUAGGGAAUUUUAUGAUAAUCUUAUCCCAUUCAAGGGGGAUUUCCAAAGGAUACGAAUAUCACAAUAUGUGGUUUGGAAGUAUAGUGAGGCAGAUAAGAUUGGUAAUGGUGCUUUGGAGCAUAUACACGUAGAUGUUCAUACACGUAAGGGUCAAACUGAAACCGAUGUUUUAUUAAUAGGCAGUUUGAAUGGCUCCUUGAGUUGUGCUGAGGUUGGGAAAGUAAGGCCAAAUUGUGAUUACGGGGUGAAAUGGAUGCCAGAUCUUGUGUGGCUUUUCAAUAAAAAUGGCCAAGCAGAUUGUGGUACAAUCCCUGGGCCUAUUUGUAGACCUGUCAGAGCUUCCUUAGCAAUGUCAUCAAAUGUAUCUUGCAUAAAAUUCUCAGAAAGAGGGUCAAAUCAUGGCAAAAGAGUUGCUGCCACCACAUAUCCUAAGAGUCUCGCUUGGCGAAAUAUCAAUGAAGAAAACACAUUGUCCUCAAAAGUCAGUAAAGAGCUUAAGGACCCACUUAUGCAAGCUUUGAUUCAAGUUGGAUCAGUAGUACUUUUAAAAGUUUUGAUUGAAGCGUUUUGAGCCAUUGUUAUUGCUGAGUUCGAGAAGCAUAAUUCAUGGCCUGAAUUUGUACCUGAUUUUCUGGCUGCUAUUCAAAAUAGUAAUCUUUUUAGCAAUACUACAGGUUGUAAAUGGAACACCAUAAAUCCCCUUA